AUGGCUGACAAGCUUGCGGGCAACAUGAUCAAGGCCUCAAGCCAGGAAGGUUGGAGAGCGCCGGGAAUUGAAUACUACAAAGUUCAUGGUCAGUCACACGCGUUCGAAGGUUUCCCCACCAAGGAUGUUGAAGCAGAGAAGGCAACAGUAGCAGCGGCUGAUGCUAUGCUCAGCAAGAUAUCAGACUGGCUAACAGACCCUUUUUCCAACGCCCACAGCGGCUAG
This is a messenger RNA of Alternaria arborescens, 225 nucleotides long. RefSeq lists its product as hypothetical. The record is from RefSeq and is a predicted model, not a curated record. The transcript has a single exon. The coding region runs from base 1 to 225 and encodes 74 amino acids. Lineage: Eukaryota; Fungi; Ascomycota; Dothideomycetes; Pleosporales; Pleosporaceae.